AAUUACAAUCCUCUCCCUGUUGCUGGUCACUGGUGAGUUCUAGAAGGGCAAGUACAUUUUCUGGUUUCUCUUCAAGUUAGCCUUCUCUCUUCAAUUCUCUUCAACCUUGCUUCUUUUACGCUUCUUCUUAUGGAUCUAUAGUAAACAAUUCUCCGUAGUCCAGGCUUGAGUUACAACACAAGAAUCAAAAAAUAAAACUGCAUAAGAAAUCAAGAAAUCAUCCAGUUUCGCAAACCCUAGAACGACUUCCACAAAUGGGUUUUCUUCAAAUCGUAUAGAGGGCUUUGAAGUUGCAGCGAUUUACAGAGGUAGGAGGUUUAGGGUUCUUCAGUGAUGGCGAAACCAAAUUCCCAAAAACAAGCUUUAAUUGGAAACUUUUUCAAAAGAAAAUACGAAGAAAUUAAUGAUGAUGAUACAAUUCCGAAUGAAACAACUCCUCCGAAUGUUGACGUUGAUUCAAGUCCGACUGUUGAUAAUGAUAAUAUCCAAGCAAAUGAUGUGGAUGCAAGUCCGAAUGUUGAAAAUGAUAAUCCUACAACUUCAAUUCCAACAACACGAGGUAUUAUUGAUUUGAAUGAUCUUCCCACGGAUCCAUUUGAUAGGCCACCUAUUGCUAGUUAUCACCCAAAUCAAAUAGAUGACAUGGUCGUAUCUUGUUAAAGGGGCUUUCCAACCGCGUAGUCAUAAGUUUCCUGUUAAAGACUGUUAUGGAAAAAAAAGAUGUUUUGUUGUUAGUUGGUUUAAUAAUUGUAGUUGGUUAGAGUAUAGCAUCAAAGCAGACAAAGUAUAUUGUCUAUAUUGUUACUUGUUUAAAGAAGAUGUUGGUAAUCAAGGCGGAAGAGAUACGUGGUCUUCUAGUUCUAAAGGCUUUAGUGAUUGGAGUAAAAAGGGGUCAUUAAAGGAACAUGUUGGGAAUGUUGAUAGUCAUCAUUCAAAGGCGGCACAAAAAUGUCACUAUCUCAUGAAUCAAAAGAAACAUAUGGAUGAGAAUAUGAAGAAGUUGACUAAAGAAGAAAUGAUUGCAAAUUAUUAUCGAUUACUAGGUUCUGUUAUGAGUGCUAGAUUCUGUUUAGAAAACUCUUUACCCUUUCGUGGCCAUGAUGAGUCGGAAGAAUCUAAUUCUCAAGGUAUGUUUCUUUCGGUGUUAAACUUGAUUAGUACUAACCACCCGGAAAUUGGAAAGUACACAUUAGGGAAUGCGAAAAAGAACAAUAAAUUGACAUCGCCAAAGAUACAAAAGGAGAUUAUUGAAUGCUUUUCAAAGGAAGUAACAAAAAGCAUUUGUGCACAAAUUAAAGAUGAUGUGUUUGGGUUGUUGGUAGAUGAAUCCAGUGAUGUUUCUUUGGAGGAGCAAAUGGCUGUAGUUGUUAGAUAUGUUGAUAUACUUGGUGCUGUUAGAGAGAGUUUUAUCAGAAUUGUUCAUGUGAAAGACACGGCUUCUACAACUCUUAAACAAGCCAUUGAUGAUUUAUUAGCAAGCAACCAGUUGAGCAUAAAACAAGUGAGAGGCCAAGGUUAUGAUGGUGCAAGCAACAUGCGGGGGGAAUUUAAUGGGUUAAAAGCGUUGAUUUUGAAAGAUAACCCGUCUGCACAUUACAUCCAUUGUUUUGCUCAUCAACUUCAGUUGGUUAUAGUCGCUGUUGCAAAAAAACAUGCCGGUGUGAAAACUUUCUAUGAAUUCCUUUCCAUGGUUGUCACUAGAGUUUCAGCUUCUUGCAAACGAAAAGAUAUGUUAAGGGAGGAAAAAAAAGGCGAGAGUGGAAAAAGAGAUACUUGAAGGUGAAAUUAAAACGGGUAAAGGAUUAAACCAAGAGGUUUCCCUAGCACGAGCCGGUGAUACGCGAUGGGGUUCACAUCAUAGAACCAUCAUCAGUUUGCUUAGAUUGUUUCCGGAAGUUGUUACCGUACUUCAAUAUGUUAAAGAAGAUGGAGAUUGCAGUCAACAACGGACAAAUGCAAAAGGUAUUCUAUCCUAUUUUAAAAAACUCGAGUUUGUUUUUUAUAUGCAUUUGAUGGGAGAUAUAUUAAGUUACACAAAUGCUCUUUCAAAACACCUUCAACAAAAAGGUAAAGAUUUAUUAGAAGCGGCCAACUUGAUAAAUGGUACAAAACGAGCAUUAAAUGAUUUAAGACAAAAUGGGUUUGAGCCGAUGUUG
Molecule: messenger RNA, 2156 nt
Organism: Helianthus annuus (common sunflower)
Lineage: Eukaryota; Viridiplantae; Streptophyta; Magnoliopsida; Asterales; Asteraceae
Product: zinc finger MYM-type protein 1-like
Exons: 4
Coding region: 638-1777 (379 amino acids)
Source: RefSeq, a predicted model, not a curated record